This is a messenger RNA of Triplophysa dalaica, 1631 nucleotides long. RefSeq names its product beta-1,3-galactosyl-O-glycosyl-glycoprotein beta-1,6-N-acetylglucosaminyltransferase 4-like. The coding region runs from base 248 to 1504 and encodes 418 amino acids. Lineage: Eukaryota; Metazoa; Chordata; Actinopteri; Cypriniformes; Nemacheilidae. Gene Ontology annotation, cellular component: membrane. Gene Ontology annotation, molecular function: acetylglucosaminyltransferase activity. The transcript has a single exon. The record is from RefSeq and is a predicted model, not a curated record.
CAAUUAUACAGCAUUAAUAAUGCGUAAAUGUACAACUUUAAACUAAACCUUGUUCUCCUACUUGUAAGCCGGUUUAGAUGAAAGUUGUUAAGUUUUCACUUUGCUGGGUUUUUACAGGCGUGCGUAUGUUUCAGUUUUAUAAACAAUCUGUCAGACCUUGUACUUCCUCAAAUUAGUAAAUGUUUUGCGGUGUGUGAUUAAGUACAUAGACACAGAGUGAAGUAACAGUCAAUGCUUUCCCUCCAGAAUGAAAAGAUCGUGGCUUCUGCGCUCAGCGUCAAAGACCAUUGCUUUUUUUAUUUUCUUGUUGAUUGUCUUUGUAUACGUUUAUAAUUUUGUAUUUUCAAGAAUAAAUGAAGAUGACAUUUCUGGAUCAACAGAAAUGUUUGUGAGACAGCGACUAACUGUCAAAUAUGGAAUCAAUUGUUCUGCAAUAUAUGACAUGGACCCUAUGGAACUGGGAAAAUCCUUAAUUGUCCGUAAAAACAAAAGGUAUGUGGGUCCUUCUGACAUGAACAUUGUGAACGCGGUCUCUGACUGCGAUCUGUUUGUUGUAUCACAGGGUUUUAAUGAGAUACAAGGCUCUGAGUUUGAGCGUGAGUUUCCUCUUGCUUACUCUUUGGUUGUUCACAAGAAUGCUGAUCUAGUGGAGAGAUUAUUAAGGGCCAUUUAUAUGCCACAUAAUGUUUAUUGCAUACAUUAUGACCAGAAAUCUUCAGAUGACUUUAAAUCAGCGAUGCAAGGACUGGCCCGCUGCCUCCCUAAUGUCUUUAUCGCCUCAAAACUGGAGAGGGUGCAGUAUGCAGGCAUCUCACGCCUCAAAGCGGAUCUCAAUUGUCUGUAUGAUCUCCUGGAGUCUGAGGUCAAGUGGAAGUAUGUCAUCAACCUAUGUGGUCAGGACUUUCCACUGCGGACGAAUUUUGAGCUGGUGUCAGAUCUAAAGAUGCUCAAAGGCAAGAACAUGGUGGAAACCAGACAACCCGGUGGAAAGAAGUGGCGUUGGAGUCAUCAGCAUGCUCUUAAAAAUAACAAAUCUGAAUACUAUAUGUCUCCUCGAACCAUUUCAAAGAUGAAACUGCCACCUCCUUACAACUUACAAAUGUUUGUGGGCAGUGCGUACUUUACACUCUCACGGGAAUUUGCACUUUUUGUUCAGUGGAGUCCUCUAGUCAGAGAUUUCUUGCUUUGGUCUGAGGACACAUACUCACCUGAUGAACAUUUUUGGGCAACUCUGGUUCGUGUGCCGGGAGCACCAGGAGAGGUGAUGAGAUCUGACCCCGACAUAACGGAACAUACAAGUAAAACUCGGCUGGUGAAAUGGUUGGCUUUUGAAAAUAUUCUUUACCCACCAUGCACUGGGAAGCAUGUACGGGAUGUGUGUGUUUAUGGUGCUGCUGAGCUAAGAUGGCUUCUUAACAAUGGUCACUGGUUUGCUAAUAAAGUGGACACAGACAUAGAUCCUAUUAUUAUUGAAUGUUUAGAGGAGAAGCUAAAAAAUCAAUGAAAUACUUUUUUAAAGGACAAAAUCUUAUUUAUUUAUUAAUUAGAUAUUAUUUAUUAGAAUGAUCUUGCUUGUAAAUGUAAAUGUAAUGUUCUAUAAUCACCAUGCACUGUGCUGUGUUUUACCUUAG